UUUCCCAUUAAUUUCCACUCUCCUUCCUACAAGAACCUUGUAGUUAUAUAUAUAUAUUUACAAAUUGGGGCUAAAAACAAUAGAGAGCUCACAUCUGGAUUUUCAUUUUUAUUUAACGUUUGUUCUUCACAAAGAAUCAAAGAAGAUGGAGUCAUCAUCGACGUUGCUCACAAGCUUAAACCAGAGAAAAUCAUCUCCGACCAGGAAACCACCACAGAAGCAGAAGAGAAAGAUGACGACGACGAACAAACCCAUCAAAGUCCGAUACAUAUCAAAUCCGAUGAGAGUGGAGACUUGCGCUUCUAAGUUUAGAGAGCUCGUUCAAGAACUCACCGGUCAAGACGCCGUUGAUCUACCUCCGGAGCACAAAGCUUUCGCCGCCUCCGCAGAUCUCCACCAGGAGGAGAUGAAUCAUGCGCCGUUGGAUGAAGGGAUCCCUGAGUAUUACUCACCGUUGGAUCAUGAGGAUGUGUUCAACAAUGCUCCUCAGAUGUCGGCAGGUGUGUCAGGGUUCUUCUCGUCUGGCUUUUAUAAUGUGAAUGCCUUAGGAAGCAUUGGUUCUCUCUGAAAAUCUUAUAUUUUUUUAUUGAAAAAAAAAUGUAACACCGACCAGAAGAAGAAGUCAUUUUAUAGUUUUAGGGUUCCGUCGAAACCUACAUAUCGGUAUAUUACAUAUGUAGUUCUGUUUUUUUCUUUGUUUGGGGUCGAAUUAUUUGCGUUUGUGAGUAUAUAAAUCGUGUUCAGUUCGAGGGUUAAAUCUUGCAUUUGUUUGGUUGUUUAACAAUUAUCAAAACUUAUCAGGCGGUCGAUGUAUGUGUUGUAUAUGUAAUUACCUGAAGUAACAUUUCUCCAAAA
Messenger RNA from Eutrema salsugineum, 855 nucleotides. Its product is annotated as sigma factor binding protein 2, chloroplastic. Lineage: Eukaryota; Viridiplantae; Streptophyta; Magnoliopsida; Brassicales; Brassicaceae. The record is from RefSeq and is a predicted model, not a curated record. The coding region runs from base 146 to 568 and encodes 140 amino acids. The transcript has a single exon.